Messenger RNA from Sebastes umbrosus (honeycomb rockfish), 2722 nucleotides. It is a transcript of the gene zdhhc1, whose product is annotated as zinc finger DHHC-type containing 1. Gene Ontology annotation, biological process: protein targeting to membrane; peptidyl-L-cysteine S-palmitoylation. The record is from RefSeq and is a predicted model, not a curated record. Gene Ontology annotation, cellular component: Golgi apparatus; endoplasmic reticulum. The transcript has 11 exons. The coding region runs from base 446 to 2209 and encodes 587 amino acids. Gene Ontology annotation, molecular function: protein-cysteine S-palmitoyltransferase activity. NCBI's taxonomy places the organism in Eukaryota, Metazoa, Chordata, Actinopteri, Perciformes, Sebastidae.
UCCUCCCGGUCUCCUCCCGGUCUCCCGGUCUCCUCCCGGUCUCCUCCCGGUCUCCCGGUCUCCUCCCGGUCUCCUCCCGGUCUCCCGGUCUCCUCCCGGUCUCCUCCCGGUCUCCGGUAGAUAGCAGCCAGCUGUUAGCUGUUAGCAUCAGGUCCAGGCUAGCAGGCUAGUUGUGCUGAGCUCAGCAGGCUGAGUGUUAUUCAGAUCUGACCCGGGUCAAAGUGAGUAAACAUCAGCCGGGUAGCAGCGAGCUAGCUGCCGGGUCUUACCCGGGAUGGAUGUGAGUUAACAGCUGGACUGACCCGGAUCUGACCGGUUCUCUGGGCCGAACCGAACCGAACCGAGCUGAGUGGUCCUGCAGCAGCAGCCUGGUCCGGGAGGGAUGAGAUGCACCGUUAACCCGGGUUAAACCAGGUGAGAUACCGUUAACCCGGGUUAAACCAGGAUGGACGUGUGCAGCAGGAACCCGAACCGCACGGCGCCGGUCGGCGACGACGGCAGCCCCCAGCGAGCUGACGUGCCGCUCUGCUCUCGGACCAACGGCUGGAGCUGGCCGCCGCACCCGUUCCAGCUGCUGGCCUGGCUGCUCUACGUCUACUUCGCCGUCACCGGCUUCGGCGUGUUCGUCCCUCUGCUCCCCGCUCACUGGAUCCCCGCGGGCUACAUCUGUACGGGCGUGAUGUUCGUCUGUCACCUGUGUGUCCACGUGAUGGCCGUGUCCGUCGACCCGGCAGACCGCAAUGUCAGAACCAAGAGCGACAGAGGUCCGGUCCCCGUGUUCGACCGCUCCAAACACGCUCACGUCAUCGAGAACUGCCACUGCUACCUGUGCCAGGUGGACGUGGGUCCGAAGUCGAAGCACUGCAGCGCCUGUAACAAGUGUGUUUCUAACUUCGACCAUCACUGUCGUUGGCUCAACAACUGUGUGGGGAGCAGGAACUACAAGUUGUUCCUCCACAGCGUGGUCUCGGCUCUGUUGGGGGUCUGUCUGGUUCUGGUCGUGGCCUCCUACGUCUUCAUCGAGUUCUUUCUGGACCCGUCCAAACUCCGCACUGACAAACACUUCCUGGUGAGGAAUGAGAGCGGUGUGUGGUUCGUCUUCCUGCCGGUGGCUCCGGUCCCGUCAGCAGCAGCAGUGAUUCCUGGUCUGGCUGCCGUCACCAUCGGUCUGGGUCUGCUGUCCUCUGGACUGCUCUGUCACCUGCUAUGCUUCCACAUCUACCUGAUGUGGAACAGACUCAGUACCUUCGAGUACAUCGUGCGUCAGCGUCACCGUCAGGACGGCAGAGACUCCGGGAAACCAGGAUCGGCGAAGGAGCCAGCAGCUGCUCCGUCAGUCCACCUCAUCAAGGACGGGAGCUAUUCAGGGACUCUGGGCUACACCAACCCUCAGCUGGACGUGGAGGAACCUACCACUGUGGCUGUACGGGGGGAGGCAGAGUUCGUGGCUAACGGCAGAGUGAGGACGGUCUCCAGUCCUGUCAUGGAGGAAGACGCUCCGCCCGCCAUUUCUACAGAGCUGAAAGCAGCAACACACACACACCGACGCACACAGAAAAAGAAGAAGAAGGUGCGUAAAGUCCCAGCAGAGGUCACCAGAGGGCGCUGCCCGGGUACAGCCCCGGCCCCCGCGGAGUCCGGCAGUGUGUCCACCGUGUCCCUAGGUCAGCGACUUCCUUUCCCAGCAUUCCCUCUGAGGGCCACCCUGCCCCCCCUGGCCUCCGCCUCGGGCCCCGUCCAGGCCGCCGCCCCCCCCUCCGAGUACCACUCGGACUCUGCGGAGUCUCUGGAGGAGAUCCCCGUGGCGUUGGCCAAGCUGGGCUCUUCGUCCUCUGCUGCUGCCGCCGCCGGAGACGGCGCCACGUUUUCACACAGAGCCGCCUCCCCGGCGUUCCCCCUCCCCUCCCCCCAGCCCAGGACUAAGAGGAAGGCCGCCUCCUCCUCCUCCCGCGCAAAUAAGAGCGCCGCGGAGUUAAGGUUUGAGAUGGCGUCCUCCCAGCCUCCGAUGGUGUUCGUCAGCCGGGCCAGCGGAGAGGCCGCUGAGCCCUGGGGGGAGGAAGGCCUGAGUCUGGGCCGGAGAAAGACCAGCUCCAGGCCCGGGGUCAGGCCCGGGGUCAGGACCGGGGUCAGGCUCGGGUCCAGACCCGGGUCCAGGCCGGCGUCCCGGGUGUCGCUGGGCUCCGGUGCGGCGUCCUGGAUGGAGCUGUGACCUGGAACAGUCUGAUCCCACAUCUCCUAUCUCCUACUGCGCUCUCUGUAGCCCAACGCACAACAAUCUAUAUUUAAUUUAAUUUUUAAGACUGGUUUUGUAUCUUUGUGACUAUUUAUUGUUUUUUUGACGAUGACUUUUUAAUUGUGAAUGCCAAAGGUGAGAUCACGUCUGUGCACAAUCUGAACCUGUGAACCUUAACUUUAUAACGUCACUGAGAAGCUGCUCAGUUAACAGCUGGUCUCCAUGGUAACGCAGGGCCAGAGGGAUGGAGGUGGUUGAUAGGGAGCUGAAGUCCUGACAUCACUUCCUGUCUAGCUCUGCCGCAGCAGCAGUAACAACCCCAAAACACGCUGCUAAGGAACAGUGAUGCUAAAGCUAAUGCUAACGUCCAGACUUCUGUCAUGAUGGCUGAAUACUGAACACAAAUAAUCAUAUGAAGUUUAAACUAAAACACAUAAAUGAACCAGUAAAUGAUUCUAAAUGAUUAAAACUCCUCAUUCUAAAAUGUGA